Messenger RNA from Rhipicephalus sanguineus (brown dog tick), 2928 nucleotides. RefSeq names its product neprilysin. Gene Ontology annotation, molecular function: metalloendopeptidase activity. NCBI's taxonomy places the organism in Eukaryota, Metazoa, Arthropoda, Arachnida, Ixodida, Ixodidae. Gene Ontology annotation, biological process: protein processing. The transcript is spliced from 3 exons. Gene Ontology annotation, cellular component: plasma membrane. Bases 1 to 2928 code for a protein of 975 amino acids. The record is from RefSeq and is a predicted model, not a curated record.
AUGUCCAAGAAGCUCUCUCGACAAGGCCGUUCAAGCAUCGCGAAGGAGGCUUCCAGGAACGAACGUCCACCUGCCGCCGCCAGUGACGUCGAGCCGACCGGCGCUAGUCACUCGUUCGACCGGGACUUGGAAAAGACUUCGCGGUCGGGCGACUCCCUCCGGGCAGCGGAGGAGGCCACAAAACCACCGCGACAUCGCCGAAGGCAGUCGAGCACGGUUGCCGCCCCGGAUAAGCCAAACGAAGCGAACGACCUGUCCUCGGCGUAUCGAAGUCGCGGCGCCGUUCGGAGGCAGCAGCGCACGUCGGGAGUUAUCCCUCCGUACUCGUCCAGCGAUCGGGAACUCGUGACGGCACCGUUCGUCGCCGUCACCGCUACCGAUGCCACUGCUGGCGUUCCCGAGCAGCCUGGUGAACCGAGACGGACAGGUGCAGGCCACGCGAUCUGUAGUGGAACACCGAGCGAAGCGUCACACAUGCCGAAGACGCUCAAGGAAGAACCGGCCCUGCUUACAUCGGACCUGGACAAAGCCAUGGACGCCCCAGAGAUGCCCGGUGAGGGAAGGCGAACCGGAGGCACCGACGGAAAACCGCUCGACGAGGGCCCGGUGCGAGCUCCCGACAACCCCAGUGCCGUCGCCGUGACGAGGGACACUGCUCCGUCCACCUCGAAGGAACCAGGGAGUACCGCGAGGACGCCAGUGAGGCAGGCCGCCGCCGCCGCUGAGUCUCGGCGCUCCGCAUUUACCCGUUCCACACUGCGGUUCACUUCGGGACGUCGCAGACAGGGCACCGGCAGAGGCAUGCCUACGGGAGAGCAGCCCCGACUCGAAGACCUGCUGCAAGUGUCUCCCAAGAAGGAGAAAGUGACCGUCACACACCCGCGGUUUCACCGAAGAGCAUUCAUUGGAGCAGCUGCACUCCUGGCGGUCCUUCUGGCACUGGUGCUGUUCGCUUUGUACCAGGGUCUCAACGCAAACGGCCGAGUGGCUUACUUGUGCGGCACGCCAGACUGUAUAGAACAUGUCCAUGCGCUGGGCAUCGACACCGGCCGCAAUUCAUCUCCUUGCCAAAGCUUCGGUUGUUUCGUGUGCUCCGGCUGGUCGAACGACUUUCGGCACGUCAAUGGCUCGGUCACGGACCAAGCCAUUCUGCAGUGGUUCGCGUCCGUCGUUAAGUUGAGCUUCGGUGACUUCGACCGGCACGCGGUGAUCAACAGGCCUCUCAGCAUGAUGCGCCGGUGCAUGUCGAGCACCACCGACGAAGAGAACGCCGUGAGAAUGCUGACGGCUUUUGUAAGUGAACGAAGCUUCGCGUGGCCCACGCCUGGGGAGCCAGAGAAAAUCGUUGACAACGGCAAAGCCCUGGCAGUCGUCCUGGAGCUCUCCGUCGUCUGGGCGCUACCGCUGUGGUUCCACGUCCACUUGCUCCCGGCAGCACCUUCGGCGCGUCUUCAGCGAGAUAGAGCCGUCUUGCUAAGACCGUCCACACCGUCACUUCUUGGACGUUUCGCGCACGAGACGUUAUCUAAGUACCAGGACGGCUAUUCCUUGUACACGUACUUUUUAAUGGACACGCUGUUCACGCUCAGACCUCCGUCUGAGUCCUUCAAGACCUUCUUGACGACGAGGAGUGGCGUCGUGCAGGGACAGAUAUUUCACGAGCUGGCCUCUGCGAUCAAUGAUCGGCUCCCUCAGCCAAUGCUUGUGCAGAUCGGAAGCUUGCCGAAGCUCGUCAGAAAUCUGAGCGCGAAGGACUGGGUCAGAGCGCUUCGAUCCGUAUACGGCACUCGCGCGCAGGACAUCACCGAGAACGACCUUGUCUUGGCUACGAACAACGAGCUCAUCAAAGCCGUAGACUCCGCAUUCGCCUCGCACACCGCGCAAGAGAUCUUCUUCCACACUGUAUGGUGGUUUGUGCAAGCCUUGGGCACCACCGUCAGCACUGUACUGCGGUCCUCCGUGAACAACAUUCCGGAAGGUGCGUACUUUCAGCGUCUCAUAUGCUUCUACCACGUGGACACUGUCUUCAACGCCCUUCUGGCAUCCAUCAACAAGGCGAUGUUAUCGACGGAAUCACGACUCGCCAUCACCACUCGACUAGAACACAUCCGAUCUGUCGUGGUCGAGAAACUGCGCGCGUAUUCCAAGCUCAACGCCGAGACGAGACGAGCACUCUCCGCUAUUGUGGAAAGUAUGUCCACUGUCAUCUGGCCCGAGGACGACUUUGGAAGACCGGGCGGAUUCGAGGAGUACUUUGGCAAGCCGUACAAUGGGAGCGACGACGGCUUUUACGCCGAAUGGGAAUGGAGCCGCUUGCAGAUAUACAACAGGGAUAAGCAAGCAGCAGUGGCCAUCGGGGACUACGUCGCUGCUUCGGAAGUAUUCGCGUUUGCUGGGAGUGCUGUGACCCACUACAAUCCCGUGCUGAACGUGAUUUCCAUCUCCGUUGCUGCCCUUAGACCUCCGUUUUACUAUGGCGAGGCGACGAGCGCGAUGUUCUACGGCGGGCUCGGCUUUAUCUAUGCGGAAGGAAUCUUCAGGGCUGUCGACAUGCUGGCGCACCUAUUGAACGGAGACAACAUGAUGGCACCAUCGGAGUCUGCUGCCACGUCGUCCUUCUGGAAUGCCUCGUGGUGUUCCGAUGUCCGGGAUGCCGAGAGAACGUUUCCGUGGCUUCCCGCGUUGGAUGCCGCCUACACGACCUAUUUGCGGUUCAAAGACGAGGCCUCCGACCUGCGCCUCAAAGGUUUGAGCGAAUACAGCCCAGCGCAAGUCUUUUUCGCCACCUUCUGCCACGGUAAUUGUUGGACGGACACAUCAAAGGCAAAGUUUUCGAGGACGUGCACUGACGCGACGAGAAAUUUUGGUCCCUUCAAAGAGGCAUUUUCCUGCGCCACCGAUGCAACGGACAACUGCGCGUACGUGUGA